Messenger RNA from Xyrauchen texanus (razorback sucker), 2404 nucleotides. RefSeq lists its product as uncharacterized. The record is from RefSeq and is a predicted model, not a curated record. Lineage: Eukaryota; Metazoa; Chordata; Actinopteri; Cypriniformes; Catostomidae. The coding region runs from base 821 to 1594 and encodes 257 amino acids. Gene Ontology annotation, molecular function: catalytic activity. The transcript has 4 exons.
UGGUUUCGGGUGACCACGUGACUAGCUUUGUUGUGCUAAGUAGCAUUAAGGCAUGGCCAGCGCCAGGUAAGCUAUUUAAACUGUUAGAUACAUAGUCAUUCAGGAGAAGCGAUCUAUCUACAGGAGUCUGCAGUUGUAUGUAAGUGUGUUUAUUUCAUUGUUUUAACGUUGUUAUAGUGGUAUUCAUUACUAGAUCAUGUGCUGUUUGUUUACUGUCUUGAACGCGGGUCGCUUAGACGUGUGUUUGGUGUGUGUGCGCUAUAUUCUUGUCGACUUGUCCCAUAGUAUUCGCUGAUAGAAUUGUUAGACUUGUCACGUAAUAUUAAUUGCUAGAUUUGUUGUUAAAUUUGCUUAGAAUUCGGGUUGGUUAUCCUAUGUGUGGGUAAACUAUCGUCGUUUUAGUGUCUGCAAACAGUGCUUCACUUGUUUUAGAGUAUUAUUUAUUGCUAAAGUGCAGCAUAAUUUAUUUGCGCUGUACAGAAGUUGCGUUUGUUCCCGCGCAACCCUGAGUUUCGGUUUCGGGUGACCACGUGACUAGCUUUGUUGUGCUAAGUAGCAUUAAGGCAUGGCUGCUUUUUUCCACUGAACGGCUCGUAAAUGUGGUUAUUUAUUGGACUUAAUGCUGCCGCGGAAGCGGCAGCGGAAGUGGUGGCCCUCGUGUGAAGGCCUCCUUGUGUGAAGACCUACUUGGCGAAAGACCAGCGAAUCUACCUGUGCGAGUCCACCGAGCAAGGACACUGACAAGGCUCCACUCACCAAAGCACUUAAGUAUUUUUCUAUUCUAUCUCUUUUAUUAUUUUACUUAUACAUACAUACUAACAUGUCUAGUUCACUAAUAACACAUGCCUUCAAGCACAUCCCUGUUAUCUGUUGUAGACCGUUCACAAGAUACAGAUGCAAGACAAAACGCAACCCACACAACCUACGGCCGCUCUGCACUUCAACACCUGCUCCACUCUCGUUCUCAGUUGGACUCUGGAACUGCCAGUCUGCUGUGAACAAAGCUGCCUUCAUCCCAGCUUUCACCACACAGUCCACCCUCAGCAUCCUAGCACUGACGGAGACAUGGAUACGUCCUGAGGAUACAGCAACACCUGCUGCCCUCUCCAACAACUUCUCCUUCUUCCACACCCCUAGACAUACUGGUAGGGGUGGGGGAACAGGUCAGCUGACAAGCUUUCUUGAGGAAUUGGAUGUUCUGCUGUCCUCCUUGCCAGAGGAUGGCAGGCCACUUGUGGUUCUUGGCGAUUUCAACAUACACCAAGACAAACCCCAGGCCAUUGAACUGUAUACUCUUCUGGCCUCAUUUGACUUGGAAAGACUACACACCACAGCAACUCAAAGACCAGCACGGACUACACCACCCACCCCCUGGCUGUCUGACGUCCUUCGUGAACGUCGGACUGAUCUCAGGGCAGUUGAGAGGAGAUGGCGGAAAUCUAAAGACCCAGCUGAUUUAGCCCAACGACACCACAGUGACUGCUCGAAUCGCUGCCUGUCUGGCAGAUAUCUCGGCCUGGAUGAAGGAACACCACCUUCAACUCAACCCAGCCAAGCCCGAACUCCUUGUCUUUCCAGCCAAACCUGCUGUUGAACACAACAUCACCGUGCAGCUGGGUCCAACUACAGUUUCGCCUUCCAAAACGGUCAGAAAUCUAGGGGUAACCAUUGAUGAUGAGCUAAAUUUCACAGACCACAUUUCAAAAACUGCAAGAUCAUGUAGAUUUACACUCUACAAUAUCAGAAAGAUAAGACCCUUCCUCUCUGUACAUGCCACACAACUGCUCGUUCAGUCCCUUGUCAUAACUAGACUGGACUACUGUAACACUCUCAUUGCAGGCCUUCCUGCAUGUGCUAUUAGACCUCUGCAAAUGAUCCAGAAUGCAGCAGCACGUCUGGUCUUUAAUGAGCCUAAGAGAGCACAUGUUACACCACUCUUUGUCUCUCUCCACUGGCUGCCAGUUCAUGCACGUAUUAAAUUCAAGGCCCUGAUGCUGGCUUUAAAACAGUCACUGGGUCUGCUCCAGCAUACCUAAAAACAUUUAUGCAGAGCUACGUUCCCACCAGAAUCCUGUGGUCAGCUAAGGAAUGUCACCUUGUCGUAACAAAACAAAGAGGCACCAAAACACUUUCCCGGGCUUUCAGUUUCAUCAUACCACGGUGGUGGAAUGACCUUCCCAACUCAAUCCAACUCAAUUAUUUACAUUUCUUGUUGCACUUAAAUCUGUUUUGUAUACUAUUCUGAUGAUAGUGAAACUUUGUAAUAUGGCACUUUUUGUACCACUGUCUCCCUAAGAUGAUUCGCUGAUGUUUUUUCCUCUUUUGUAAGUCGCUUUGGAUAAAAGCGUCUGCCAAAUGAAUAAAUGUAAAUGUAAUCAUUGAAAUAAUCUAACAUAACUUUAUA